Pseudophryne corroboree (corroboree frog) is the source of this 4804-nucleotide messenger RNA. RefSeq names its product DnaJ heat shock protein family (Hsp40) member C27 (gene DNAJC27). NCBI's taxonomy places the organism in Eukaryota, Metazoa, Chordata, Amphibia, Anura, Myobatrachidae. Gene Ontology annotation, cellular component: phagocytic vesicle; late endosome; lysosome. The transcript has 8 exons. Gene Ontology annotation, biological process: phagosome-lysosome fusion. The record is from RefSeq and is a predicted model, not a curated record. Gene Ontology annotation, molecular function: GTPase activity; GTP binding. Bases 253 to 1074 code for a protein of 273 amino acids.
AAGGGACGGGGGAAGGGGCGUGGCGGAGAACAUGAGACGCCUCAUCGCCGUUACCAGGGUGUUUGGUGCUGGGCGGUGACAUCACGUCUACCCGCCUCCUCGGUCACGGCGCUGCUGCUGUGUGGAGGAUAAUGACAGAGGGACACGGGCGGCCCGGGGGGUGACCGUCCUGCAACCGGGAGCCGGCGGCUGUGAGACGCACACACCACCGGAGAGGUGUGUAUAUACUCAGGCGCUCCCAUCAGUACGGACAUGGAGACCAACUUGCAGAAGAGGAAGGAGACCCGCAAGGCGCUGCGUAUAAAAGUGAUCAGUAUGGGGAACGCUGAAGUGGGGAAGAGCUGCAUCAUAAAGCGUUACUGCGAGAAAAGAUUUGUCCCCAAGUACCAGACCACCAUAGGGAUCGAUUACGGUGUGACAAAAGUACAAAUAAGAGAGCGAGAAAUCAAAGUGAAUAUAUUUGACAUGGCGGGCCAUCCGUUCUUCUAUGAGGUCCGCAACGAGUUCUAUAAGGACACGCAAGGGGUCGUACUGGUGUACGACGUCGGCCAGAAGGAGUCCUUUGACAGCCUCGAUGCCUGGUUGGCAGAGAUGAAACAGGAACUCGGUCCACAGGGGAACAUCGAGAACAUGGUUUUUGCGGUCUGCGCAAACAAGAUUGACUGUACGAAGCAUCGCUGCGUGGAUGAGAGCGAGGGGCGCCUCUGGGCAGAGAGCCGGGGCUUUCUGUAUUUUGAAACCUCGGCCCAGAGCGGAGAAGGAAUUAAUGAGAUGUUCCAGGCCUUUUACUCAGCCAUUGUGGAUUUGUGUGACAAUGGGGGGAAGAGGCCAAUGUCUUCCAUUAAUAUUGGCUUCACCAAAGAACAGGCAGAUACUAUACGAAGGAUUCGCAGCAGCAAGGACAGCUGGGACAUGCUGGGGGUGAAGCCGGGAGCCACCAGGGAAGAAGUGAACAAAGCUUAUCGCAAGCUGGCGGUGCUCCUUCACCCCGACAAAUGUGUGGCCCCCGGGAGCGAGGACGCGUUCAAGGCGGUAGUGAACGCUCGCACGGCCCUGCUGAAGAACAUAAAAUAGCGUCUACAGGUUCCGUCUUCCACGCACACCAUCAGAGAUGCCAUUGAGGUCCUCCAACCAGACUUUUCCAGCACUAGAAGAUUGUAACGGGGGGGAGGGGGGGUUCUUUUCUGUUCUAUUGCAUGCAGACAGUCUGUGCGCUCUUCCACUCACUGACACCUGUGAUUCUGCACAGGGGGGGCCGGCUCCUGUAUGUACUCAGUUAUUGUGGUAUAAGCACAAACAUCAGGUCAGAGUUCCGUUACCUCUCUUGUGUGCUCCACUCUUUGCCGUAUGGAUGGUUCUGUGUCUGUGAGCGAUUGGGGUGAUAUGAUAGUAAGUGGAAGCAAUACUCGACUUCACACCUAUAAAGGCAACAAUGAUUUUAUAGGGAAUCGAUCUUAUUAACCUAGCGUGUUGACUGUGAGCGCUCCAGACUGCGCUGUGUUGCAGAUGGAUCCCAUCAUUAAAUAAUGUGAGAUUUUAGGUUUCCAUCUUCCUCUGUCUGUCCCUCCAUUGCUGAUUUAUUCUAUAACGCUGGUCGCACAGUAUAGUACAUUGAUCUUAUGCAGUGGAGUGGAGAGAAUUGGUGGAACCCUGUAAUAUGCUACAAAAUGGGAAGGACGGCGAUUGCUGAGUCAGACAGCCGUUAGCCCCUCAUUGUGUGCAUAUAAAUGAUCUUAGAGAUGGAUGAAAAUGCAAAGCCGCACGCAAGCAGCUUUCCAUUCCCGUCCGAUAUCCAGGAGGGACAUGCAGAAGAGAGAUGCCUCCUGCAUGUGACUGAGACCCAAGCACUGAGAGUGACGUCCCAAGCUGGGAUCCAACAUUGCAACCAUCGGUAGCUGGCCAGCUGAGUAAGCCUCAGCUUGCGCAGCUGACAGGCUGAAGCGGGGUGGUGGGGGGGGGGGGGGUGAGGCCAUGCAGACCCCUGGCUCUCUCCUCCUAGAAAACAUGGGCAACACGCCCCCGUUUCUAGGAAAGCGGCCCUUCCUCCCCCGACAUCAAUGCUGGUGCCUGAUUGACAGAGGGGAAGUGUGGGCGAGAUCGCAAGGCUCGUUCUGCGCAGGACCUGCGCCAACCUCUGAAUCAGGCCCCUUUGAGUCUACACAAACAUGAUGGUUGGAGGUACCUUUAAAAAGGAUUACAGAAGUUUAUGUUGUAAAAAUAUAUAUAUAUAUCUUAAAUUAUUUGUUAAAUAAAAAUCACAUAACCGAAUAUUUUGUAAUUUAAUGAGAGGAGCGAGAGAGUUUUUUUCGUGUUCUUCCUAGGGAUUAUAUGCAAACUGAUCCUGUUCAGGGGAAUGGACGUCUGGGAAAUUCCUUUUAUAUGGCUUCCCCGGGGGCCUGUGCUGUAGUCACUGGGGUCCUAAAGUCUGUUACGGACUUGUGCUUACUUUUAUUUAUUUUAUUGCUCUUUAUUUAAAUCCAAAAUGUUGAGUUCUAACCUCAUAGCUCAUCAAAGGAAUACACGUUUCAGACUGUUGCCAAAGCAGCCAAUGAUAGACAUAGAUUCUACCUCCACCGGCACCUAGGAACCGCAGCGGAUUUACAGGGCAGCUAAACCACAUAACAUGAUAUGUUGUUAUAUGAAUCUUUCUUUUCCGUUACCUAGGAGACCGCAAUCCUAUUGACAGAAUGUUUACCAUUUAUAUGCAUUUCCUCAUUAAAGAAGACUGCUCAAUUUCCUUUUAUUUUUUGACCUAAAGCAGCGAAAUGUACUUGUUUUUUUAAUGUUUUUUUAACCAUCUAGGCAGGUCAUUGGCAGGUGUGAGCAGCGAUCGUGUAAAUGUAUCAGUUCUGUGAAGAAAAAUAAAACUAUAAUUAGCCACUAAAUGAUGACGUCAGAAGAUAGUUUACGAUGAUGGGCGCUGAUAUUUUUCAUUAUAAAUUUUUAUUAAAAUUUUUUUCACAAAAGGAGGAAAACUAGCAGGAAACGUGUUGCGCAGCAAUAUCCUAUGUGACGUUCGGUAAUUGCUAGCCACUAUCUCUUAUAUUUACGGACACUUCUAAAACUGUUUCUGUUCCACAAGAUUGUGAGAGAGCAAGUGUGAUGCUGGCCUUCAGACAGGGAACAAAACCAUAGCCAAGAAAUGACAGAACUGUGACAAAGUGGAGAGAGAUAAAGGACCAACCAAUCAGCUCCUGACCUUUUUAAAACGCAGCCUGUACCGUGGCAGUUAGGAGCCGAUUGGCUGGUUCUUUGGGGGUCAUUCCGAGUUGAUCGCUUGCUAGCUGUUUUUAGCAGCCGUGCAAAUGCUAUGCCGCCGCCCACUGGGAGUGUAUUUUAGCUUAGCAGAAGUGCGAAUGAAAGGAUCGCACAGCGGAUGCAAAAUCUUUUUGUGCAGUUUCAGAGUACCUUCAGACCUACUCGGCACUUGCGAUCACUUCAGACUGUUCAGUUCCUGUUUUGACGUCACGAACACGCCCUGCGUUCGCCCAGCCACGCCUGCGUUUUUCCUGGAACGCCUGCGUUUUUUCGAACACUCCCUGAAAACAGUCAAUUGACACCCAGAUACGCCCACUUCCUGUCAAUCAUUCUGCGGCCAGCAGUGCGACUGAAAAGCUACGCUAGACCUUGUGUGAAACUACAUCGGCCGUUGUGAAAGUACGUCGCGCGUGCGCAUUGCGCCGGGGUUUUUUUUUGCAUCAUCGCUGCGCAGCGAACAUUUUCAGCUAGCGAUCAACUCGGAAUGACCCCCACUAUCCCUGUGCUCAUUAUCUCUCUCCAAGCGUUGAUAAAUCUCCCCCUCAGUUAUGAAUGACUGUAGCGCAGAAAAUUCCGUUCCACUUUACAAUUGUAACAACAGUGAUGAAACAAAACUGGGCAAUAACAGACAGACCUAGAUGUAGGAGGGCCCUGCUCGCAAGCUUACACUCUAUAGGAUCUAUACAUUCUAAAGUUCAGCGCUUGCUCCCCUAAUACACUUUACAGUAAUAUAUUAGGCUUGGGAGGGUAUUUUGCCAAAGCUUGGAGAGAGAUAAAAUUGGUUGGUACUUUAUCUUUCACAAUCAGCUCCUAAUUGUAAUUUUUCAAACAGCCUGUAAAAUGUAAAGCCCAGUACCCACGGGCCGAUCAAGGAGAGAUGCGUGCUGAGCGAACCGCUCAGCACACAUCUCUCCUGCCGCUCAGCACAGCGCGAUCUGUGCUGAGCGUGCGGGGGGAGACGGGGGGGCCGCUCACUUCACCCAGCGGGUGAAGUGAGCGACCCGCUAGAUUGGCCUGCAUGCAGGCCAAUCUAGCAGCGGCGAUAGCGAUGUGCGGGGCCGCGCAUCGCUAUCGCCGAGGGGGCUACACACGGAGCGAUCCUGCCGAUAUUCUAAGCAAUCUAGUCAGAUUGCUUAGAAUAUCGCUCCGUGAGUACCCCCCUUAAGGCAGAAGCGGAUUGGCUGGUACUUUAUCUCUCUCAAUUUUAUCGCUCGAUGAGCUUUGAUAAAUACCCCCCUUCGUGUGUAACGGAGUAUAUGGUUUGGUGCAUCAUUAUUUUCUGGGUUCUAUAUGAGUGUAAGCAGUAUGAACCAGACCAAGCAGAGCUGUGUGUUAUUAUUUCCCAAACUGUGACUGUCGCAAGGGAUUGUGCCGCUGCGUCUGUAGGAGGAAGGAAUGGUAGGGAAGUUCUGCAUGAAAUUCUCAUUGAUCCCUUUUGUGUUGUGUUAUACUAUUGUGAUCCUACUGUUGUGCACAUUAUGGUUUUCCUGCAGCAAAGUUUUUGUACCGCACAAGCUUCUGUGAUAUAUAAAAGUCUUAAUUACUA